AUGGCUGCAAAGAGGCACAUCAUUACUUCUACCUGGACUCCCCCAGCUCCUACCAGGCAGCCCUCCUGCGCGAGGCCUCCACGCGGCCCCGCCCAAAAGCCCCCUCCCCAAGGGAGUGAGGGAAGGCGCGCGCGCGUCCCCUCUCCCUCGCGCCCCUAUGGGGCUCGCCCGGCCUUCCGGGGCUCGAAAGCCGUUUUUUGUGAGUCUGGUCGCUUAGCAACCUGGUGCGCGGCCGAGACGGGGCGGCGGCGGCGGCAGCAGCAGCAGCAGGCGGCGGCGCUUCGGAUGUAUGCUGUCAAUAGCAGGACCUCAUUGUAUAUUGAAGAUAGGGAAAUUAUCAUUGCCUCCUGUUCCAUGAUGCAAAAGAAAUGUUUCAAGGGGAGUUCCUACAAACAAGAGUCUGUAGCACUUACUGCUGUGGCAUUACAAGAUCACAUUUUACAUGAUCUUCAACUGCAAAACCUUUCAUUAGCAGAUCCUUUAAAGUCAAAGACAUGGAGUAAAAAACAUAAGUACAGACCUGUAAACAAAGGGACAAUCAGAGCAGUCACAGAUACUGGAUUAAAAAAACGAAACAAACAAACGAACAACCAAAACAACCCAAAAGAUGAAGAUCCAGAAAAAGAAUAUGUUCUUGAUCCAAGUCCUCAGCCUCUGACUUUAGCUCAGAAACUUGGAUUGGUGGAGCUUCCUGCCAUGCCGUUAACUCUGGAGGAAUGGGAACAUGUGAAGCAACGAUCCAUAAAACAAGGAGAUUCUGUUCAGCCUUGUGCUAUAUGCAAAGAAGAAUUUGCACUUCAGCCACAGGUGUUGCUCUCUUGUUCUCAUGUGUUUCACAGGGCAUGCCUGAAGGCUUUUGAAAGAUUUGCAGCUAAAAAGAGCUGUCCAAUGUGUAGAAAGAUCCAGUAUCAAACACGAGUAAUUCAUGAUGGAGCCCGCCUUUUUAAAAUAAAGUGUGCUACAAGAAUUCAAGCUUGCUGGAGGGGACAUAUUGUUAGAAAAUGGUACAAAGAUCUGAGAAAAACAGUGCCUCCCAAAGAUGCGAGAUUAAGAAAAAAAUUCUUUGAAGACAAGCUUACAGAGAUCUGCCAGCGGUUAUUGAAUUCCUAUGAUACUUGCAUUGAUGAAUUCUUCUUUGAGAUCGAUUCUACUGUAGCUGCAAGUCAAGAAGUAUUUCAGCGAUUAGAAAAAAGGUUGGGCCCAGAGAUACAUGAAGUUGAGUGGGAAAAGAUUCAGAUUCAGGCAUUCCGACAAGAUAUUGUUGAUUGUCCCAUUUGCAUUAUGCCACUCAUCCAGCCUGCUCAACUCCAAGAUGGAUUUUCCCAAGAUGGCUACCAGUCAGGUCCCCGUCAGACAGUGCUGCUCUCCUGUUCUCACGUGUUCCAUAGUAUCUGUCUUCAAGCAUUUGAAGAGUUUUCUUUAGGAGAAAGACCUGUAUGUCCUUUAUGCCGUUCCUGUUAUCAAAAGAAAAUACUCAACUAACAAUUUUAACAUAAAUCACGAAUAUAUGUGUAAGAAACCUUGGUAGAAAUAAUUUAUCUAAAAAUGCUUCAAUUUGCAUUUCAGCAAGAGGUGCUGCACAAAUUAAUUUUUUCUGAUGAGCGCAUUUAUGCGUAAACCUAGGGAGUGCUGUCACUAAUCUAGAGAUAUUCAAGCCAUUAAGAUCGAAGGUAGGAUUCCGGUUCUCUUCUGUGCCGCUUCAAUUGAAUGAGGUAGUCCUGCAGAUGCCAGUGUUAACAGUGGAUUGAAAUAAAGGGAGAAAAGCUCCAGGUCCCUGGGGAAACAUGAAUCAAUUGCAGCAAACCAGUUCUUCAUAUAACAUUCUGUAAGCUGAAUGUCUCAUAUUCCCUCUUCAGUCUGUCAGGCUUCUCUUGACCAAAAAGAGGACUUUGUAUAUACCUAUUAGCCAAAGACAGCAGAAAGAACAAUUGAUGCUUUGGCUACUCCUGAAUUCUCACUAGGCCUCCCUUUGCAAAGUACAAUGCUUUGCAACGGCUUGGGAUUCUAGUAAGUUUUCUGAUGGGAAAUCGUUAUUUAUUGGCGACUAAUGUUCCUCAUAAGGGUAUUUGUAGCUAUGCAUGUAGAAUGUGUCCCUGCAAGCCACAGAUGAGAUUUUUCUGUAAAGUUCUUGACUGUAAUACCGCCCUCUCCACUCACUGUACAUUUUAAUACACUGUUUGAGGAAGUAGGAAGAGUGUGUUCCUGUUUGUUCUAUGCAACAACUAAAGAACGUAACUGAUAGCAUUCAAAAUAACUGAUUUUGGAAAUGAAA
Messenger RNA from Candoia aspera, 2272 nucleotides. It is a transcript of the gene RNF32, whose product is annotated as ring finger protein 32. NCBI's taxonomy places the organism in Eukaryota, Metazoa, Chordata, Lepidosauria, Squamata, Candoiidae. The record is from RefSeq and is a predicted model, not a curated record. The transcript has 9 exons. Gene Ontology annotation, molecular function: protein binding; metal ion binding. Bases 1 to 1482 code for a protein of 493 amino acids.